Botrytis porri is the source of this 702-nucleotide messenger RNA. RefSeq lists its product as uncharacterized. The record is from RefSeq and is a predicted model, not a curated record. The transcript is spliced from 4 exons. The coding region runs from base 1 to 702 and encodes 233 amino acids. Lineage: Eukaryota; Fungi; Ascomycota; Leotiomycetes; Helotiales; Sclerotiniaceae.
AUGGAUUUUGCACCCUACCAAGCUUCCCCAGAAGAAACCCGCGCUCUCUCUCCACCACCACGUACCUCGACCUCUUCUCCUCGUCAAAGUAUCUCGCCCAUUCGUAGAUCUUUCAGUCCCGGAGUUCGAAGCCCAGCAUUCCUGCAGAGUACUAGUAAUGCUGCUGCGAAAAAUGGAAAUUUUGCCCCAAGUACCACUCCAAAUCCAUGGGCGAGAGAACGAGAGAGAGAUGGGUAUUUUCCGACUAUAAACACUGGAGAUGGGUAUCAUGAUGUGGAGAGCGGAAGGAUUGGAGGGGGAUAUAACGUUGGGGGAAGUGUGAGUGGAGGUGCGGGGUAUGGUGGGGGGAGUAGAGACGGUUUACAUGAGUUUGAAACGAGUCUUCCGUUGAGGUUAGAUUAUGAAGCUUGUUUGGCUUAUUUGCUUUUGCCGCCUGCUGGGGGUGUAUUGCUUUUGGUUCUGGAGAGGAAGAGUGAUUAUGUGAGGUUUCACGCUUGGCAAUCCGCUUUACUGUUUACGGCUAUGUUUGUCGUACAUUUGAUGUUUUCCUGGAGCCUAUUCAUGUCAUGGUUAUUGCUCCUAGGAGACAUCAGUUUGAUAGUGUGGCUAACUAGGAGAGCAUAUCUAGAUGCGGAUACACUAGACCGAUGCGAAGUCCCGAUUUUUGGAAGAAUAGCUAGUAGUAUACUAGACGACGAGUAA